This is a messenger RNA of Condylostylus longicornis, 2286 nucleotides long. It is a transcript of the gene lobo, whose product is annotated as coiled-coil domain-containing protein lobo. Gene Ontology annotation, cellular component: motile cilium. The record is from RefSeq and is a predicted model, not a curated record. The transcript is spliced from 10 exons. Bases 1 to 2286 code for a protein of 761 amino acids. Gene Ontology annotation, biological process: flagellated sperm motility. Lineage: Eukaryota; Metazoa; Arthropoda; Insecta; Diptera; Dolichopodidae.
AUGGGUGAUUUAGUCAUGCCGCCAACUAUAAUAUCACCAGAGACAUUAUUACGUCGUCGACAAGGUAAUUCAUAUGAAAUGGCAAUUUUGUUGGCCAGUCUUUUAAUUGGUGCUGGUUACCCCGCAAUGGUUGUAUCAGGUUUCGCAAGAUAUGAAAUCACCUUAAAUGAUCAACGAAAAUUUGAAUGCCCAUAUUUAGUUGAUGAUGAUCAGGAACCACCUGUUAAAAAGGAGGAAUUGGAUGAAUGGGAAUCCAGGUAUGUUUUGAAAGAUGAUCCCGACUUAACCAGUCAUUUACAAGAUGCAUUGGAUGAAAGAGCCAGAGAAAAGCAAGCUGUCAUAGAUGCUGAAGCAGCUGAGGAAGCUAAACGAAAAGCUGAGUGGUUAUCACAAAGAUCCUCUGAUAAAUAUCACAAUCGAAGAAGACAUGCUUGGGUCGUUAUAAUUGAAAAUGCACCAUGGAGUAUUAAACCUCGUACAUUCAAACGUUCAGAAGAAGGAAAAAUUAUUUAUGAUCCAUUGAAAGCAUUUUUUAUAGAACCAUCAUCGGGAUUUCGAUAUGAAACUGAUUCCUUAUUGUAUAUUUACGUUGAAUCAAUUUGGAAUCAAUACAAUUAUUAUAUAAGUUGUCAAACAUGUCGCGCAAAGCAUGUACGUUGGGAUUUAAGUAAAACUGAAGACUGGGAACAUUUAUUACCUGGUGAACCAUUAGAAAUGCGUGUACAAAAAUAUGAUCCUGAUGAAGAUCUUGAUAAAUUAGAUGAUACACAUAUUGAAAAACAUUUAGACAUAAUACGUUCAUGGGUAGGAAAUUUACAUAUCGGUGACCGUGAAUUUGAGCAAAGAUAUCCAAAUGAAUCGAAAACUGUUCAUUAUAAACAGACCGUUCAUGAACGUUAUUCACCGUAUUCAAGAAAAGAUGGAAAAACUGAACAAUUAACAAUAUUUGCCGAUAAUCAAUAUAAAGAGGCAACUACACGUUGGGAAUGGUAUAAAAAUCGUUUGGAUAUGUUGGAAAGAUUAAAAGUAAACUUUGUUACGGAGGAUAUCGAAGAGAAAUUUCAUAAAGGACGACCAGAUAGUCUUAUGAAAUAUGAACACGGUUCUCGUCCAGAUGUACCAAAAAAAAUGUAUUUUUAUGCAUUAUCGCGACUUGAUUCAUUAGAAUAUAUGGAAAUUCACCAAGACAAAAUUAUAAUGAAUUUUCAAGAAAGAUCUGAUAGACUUAUUUACCAAGAAAUACAAUAUCGUGAAAGAGAUAUGAAAAUAGAGAAAGUCAUUGAAAAGUUUAGCAGAAAUUAUGAUGUUCAACCAAGUAAAGAUAUUCUUGAAAGACGUUUUCUACGAACAGACAAUAAAAUUUGGCUUAAAUUUCAAUAUGCUGAAAAUGCUAUAACAACAUCAACAAGAGAAUUUAUACGACCUCCUCCACCUAAAUAUGGCGGAGAGAUAUUAUUUGAUAGUAAAUUAACAAAAGGAUAUCACGCCAAUCCAAAUGAACCAAAACCGACAGAAUUUGAAUUAUACCUAUUGCUUUUAUCUCAAAUGAAAUAUGAUGAAACUUUAGAUAAAGUAUUUGAAAAUCGAUUAAAAGAAAUUGAUAAAAUUAUUGAAAAACGUGGCAAAGAAUUCGAAAAUCCUAAACUUAUGUUUAGAAUAUUUGAUUCUUUGAGAAAUCAAGCAGCAAGGGUAAUUCGGAUUAAAGAGUUCGAAGAUGAAGAAAAGCGUUUAGCUGAAGUUAAAAUUAAAGAUGCUGAUUUUCUUGGACCAUAUCUUGUACCAUAUGCUAGUCGUAAACCAAAUUAUAAAGAAUCACAAGAUAUUAUGAACAAUUGUUUAUUAGAUUUGAAAACACAUUUUGUUUGUUUAUUAAAUGAUCUGCAACGUAAAUAUGAAGAUUUAACCAUGGAAGUAAAAUCUAUCAAUAAAUUUUUAAAUAAAUUUCAAGAUCAAUUUGAUAAUUACGAAUGCGAAAAACUUAUUGAAGAAGCAAAAGAUUUAGAAUUAAAUAAACGUAUGGUACAACAACGAUUAGCAAUAACACAAGAAACAGCACAAGCAAAAUAUGAGAAAGUUAAACGUUCCUUAACAAAUGAUGAACGUCUUACAUUAAAACUUGGGGGAACAAUUUCAGCAAAUUUAACAAAUAUUUCUUUUUUGGCAAUUUUGUUUACAACAUUCGCGCAGGUUUUAAAAGUAUUCAGGACAUUUGAUAAAUCAGAAUUUAAUCAUAAACGAUCACAUAAACCAUUAUGGCAUCGAAAUCUUGAAGCAUCUAAUAGAUAA